AUGGGCCUGCUCGCGUUCCUCAAGACCCAGUUCAUCGUGCACCUCCUCAUCGGGUUCAUCUUCGUGGUGAGCGGGCUCAUCAUCAAUUUCAUCCAGCUAUGCACACUAGUCCUCUGGCCCAUCAAUAAGCAGCUGUACCGCCGGUUAAACUGUCACCUUGCCUACUCGCUGUGGAGCCAGCUGGUCAUGCUCCUGGAGUGGUGGUCGUGCACAGAGUGUACCCUGUUUACGGACCAGGCCACGAUAGACCGGUUCGGGAAGGAGCACGCGGUUAUCAUCCUCAACCACAACUUCGAGAUCGACUUCCUCUGUGGAUGGACAAUUAGUGAGCGGUUUGGCAUGCUGGGGAGCUCUAAAGUCCUCGCCAAGAAGGAGCUGCUCUACGUCCCGCUCAUUGGCUGGACGUGGUACUUCUUGGAGAUUGUAUUCUGCAAACGGAAAUGGGAAGAAGACAGGGAGACUGUGAUUCAAGGGCUGAAGCGUUUGUCAGACUACCCCAAGUUCAUGUGGUUCCUUCUGUACUGCGAGGGGACACGCUUCACAGAGACAAAGCAUCGUGUCAGCAUGGAGGUGGCCGCCGCCAAGGGGCUGCCCCCGCUCAAGUACCAUCUGCUGCCUCGAACCAAGGGCUUCACUACCGCAAUCCAGUGCCUCCGGGGGACAGUCACUGCUAUCUACGAUGUCACGCUAAAUUUCAGAGGGAACAAGAACCCGUCUCUGCUGGGGAUCCUCUAUGGGAAGAAGUAUGAAGCAGACAUGUGUGUGAGGAGGUAUCCUCUGGAAGAGAUCCCACAGGAUGAGAAUGAAGCGGCUCAGUGGCUUCAUAAACUGUACCAGGAGAAGGAUGCAUUACAAGAGACAUACAAUCAGAAAGGCGUUUUUCCAGGGCAGCAGUUUAAACCUGCCAGACGGCCAUGGACUCUCCUCAACUUCUUCUUCUGGGCCACCAUUCUCCUGUCUUCCCUUUUCAGUUUUGUCUUGAGCGUCUUUGCAAGUGGAUCCCCUCUCCUGAUCCUUACAUUCUUGGGCUUUGUUGGAGCAGCAUCCUUUGGAGUCCGCAGACUGAUUGGAGUAACAGAGAUAGAAAAAGGCUCCAAUUAUGGAAACCAAGAAUUUAAGAAAAAGGAAUAA
This is a messenger RNA of Elephantulus edwardii (Cape elephant shrew), 1131 nucleotides long. It is a transcript of the gene AGPAT3, whose product is annotated as 1-acylglycerol-3-phosphate O-acyltransferase 3. The transcript has 8 exons. Lineage: Eukaryota; Metazoa; Chordata; Mammalia; Macroscelidea; Macroscelididae. The record is from RefSeq and is a predicted model, not a curated record. Gene Ontology annotation, molecular function: 1-acylglycerol-3-phosphate O-acyltransferase activity. The coding region runs from base 1 to 1131 and encodes 376 amino acids. Gene Ontology annotation, cellular component: endomembrane system; endoplasmic reticulum.